AGGAAAAAAAAAAGAGAAGGAAUAGCAAAGAGAGAAACAUUCCUCUCACAGAAAAACCACGCACAAAUAGUUCUGUACUGCAACUGACAUGGCUUUCAGGAGAGGGCAAAAGACUUUAACUCCGCUGCUGUUUCUCCUUUGCAUAAACCUCCUCAAAGAUAAGAAGACUGGAGCAGUAAACAUUCGGGAGAAAUGUAUGUGCAUCAGAGCGAGUAAUGCUGUAUUAUGGAGACGCAUGACAGACUUCAACGUGAUUGAUGCCGGGCCUCAUUGCUAUAAAGUUCAGAUCAUCAUCAAAAUGGGGAGUACAUCUGUUUGUCUGGCUACAGAUUCCAAACAAGGGAAGUGGCUGCAGCAAUGUUGGAAGCGGAUUAACUUCAAUGAAGGGAAGAAGAAGCGUUGUCUGCAGACAGGAAAAGCCAAACGGAGACCAAAAAAAACAAAAACACCGCAACCCUAGUCAAAGACUCUGUUCUUUGUCAACUGUCCCUUUAUAUAAUGCUUUAUUUUUGUAUCAGUUUUCUUAUACUGCUUUGUAAAACCUGUUUUGUGUUUAUUUUGUAACAUUAAAAUGAUACGUUUAAAAGAUGUAAA
Ictalurus punctatus (channel catfish) is the source of this 594-nucleotide messenger RNA. It is a transcript of the gene cxcl18a.1, whose product is annotated as chemokine (C-X-C motif) ligand 18a, duplicate 1. The transcript is spliced from 4 exons. Lineage: Eukaryota; Metazoa; Chordata; Actinopteri; Siluriformes; Ictaluridae. The record is from RefSeq and is a predicted model, not a curated record. Gene Ontology annotation, molecular function: chemokine activity. Gene Ontology annotation, cellular component: extracellular region. Bases 89 to 460 code for a protein of 123 amino acids. Gene Ontology annotation, biological process: immune response.